This is a messenger RNA of Eleginops maclovinus (Patagonian blennie), 7937 nucleotides long. RefSeq names its product RNA binding motif protein 14b (gene rbm14b). Gene Ontology annotation, molecular function: zinc ion binding; mRNA binding. The coding region runs from base 140 to 1882 and encodes 580 amino acids. NCBI's taxonomy places the organism in Eukaryota, Metazoa, Chordata, Actinopteri, Perciformes, Eleginopidae. Gene Ontology annotation, cellular component: nucleus. The transcript is spliced from 4 exons. The record is from RefSeq and is a predicted model, not a curated record.
GGGUGUUACUGUUAUUGAGCAUCCUCUGGUGCAGCAGCAGCAGCAGCAGCCCUCCCCCUCCGCCGCCUCUCCAGCAGAAUGCCCGACAUGCAAACGGAAGCAGCCGCUACCAUUUUGAAACACAGCACCGCCUAGCGCCAUGGACAAGAGCAACACAGUGAAGCUCUUCGUGGGCAACCUGGCGUUGGACACCACCCAGGAGGAGCUGUCGGCCAUCUUCGAACCGUACGGCCAGGUGGUCAGCUGCAGCGUGCUGCGACAGUUCGCCUUCGUCCACCUGCAGGGCGAGGGCUCUGCCGAGCGAGCCAUCCGGGAGCUCAACGGCCGGGAGUUCCGCGGACGCAAUUUGGUGGUGGAGGAGUCGAGGGGACGGCCGCUGCACUCCACCAAGGUGUUUGUGGGGAACCUGAGCGGGAUGUGCACCACGGAGGAUCUCCAGCAGCUGUUCCAGACAUUUGGGAAAGUUCUGGAGUGUGAUAAAGUUAAAGCCAGGCAUUCCUCUUCCGCAGGCUAUGCCUUUGUCCACAUGGAAAACAAGGAAGACGCGCUCCAGGCCAUCGAGGCCCUGCACGGCACCUCGUUUAAGGGCCGCCCUCUGUCCGUGGAGCUGUCCAAGGUCCAGCCCAGCAAGCAGGCCCCGACAGGAAAGAUCCCCUGUGUAAACUGUGGGAAGCAGGGCCACUAUGCUGGAGAGUGUCCCGUGGGGAAGCCCUCUCUGGAGCAGUACCAGAGUCAGGCGGCCGUGUUGGCUGCCGCUGCUGCUGCUGCCGCCGGCCUGCCUCUGCAGGUCCAGCAGAGCGUGCACAAUUCAGUCUACAACACCUCCACCUUUGACCCUACAUACGCAGCUCUCACUGGGAUCACCACUGGCACACGCACUGAUGGAAACCCAGUGAACCCAGCUGUGUAUGGGGCCCUCGCCAGCCAGGUGUAUGGUGCCAAUGUCGCCAGUCAGCUUUAUGGACAGGUGGCCAAUCAGGCAGCUCUACAAUCAGGGGCCACCCAGAUGUACAGCUCCAUGACUCCCAACAUCUACGGCCAGAUGACCGCGAGUCCUGCAGCUGUUGCAGCUGCCGCCGCGGCUUACUCACCUCAAGUUUACGCCCCCAGCAUGGCCAACUCCCACGUCUACCUGACUGCCGCUCAUGGAUUAGAUAUGUCCUCAGCAGCAGCAUCGGUCAACCCUGCCUACACCGUAUCUCCAGCGAUUUACGGUGGCGCCGGGCCAGCCUACGCUCACAUAAGCGCCCUGCAGGAUCCUACAGCCAUCUUUGAGGCAGCCAGACAGGCUCACUACUUCGCCCAGGGCCAGCAGGUUAUGGCUGACCAGCAGCAGGUGGCGGCCGCUGCGGCCGCAGCAGCUGCAGCAAAGUCCGGCGAGAGGGACCGCAGUCCGCUACGGAGGUCAGUCCCUCUGCUGCCAGACCCGGUGAUGAAGCCGUUCAUUUACCAGAGAGCCAAGCCACGGCGACCCCUGCUCCCCACGCCCGCUGGCCGAGCGGCAGAAGAGGCAGCCGAGGCUGCAGAGGACCCCAUGGCCAGGUACUAUGCCGAGUACUACCAGCAGUUGCAGCAGUAUCCUCAGUUCCAGUACGCCUACCCUCCACCGGGUGCGAUGGCCGCCCUCCAAGGCAUGCAGGGCAUGCAGGGGAUGCAGGCAAUGUCGGGGAUGUCGGGGAUGCCUGCCGUCGCCGCGAUGUCCGCCCAGUCGGUCGCUGCGCUGGAGUCCCUCAGGCCAGUGGUCCCCUCAGCUGCGGCAAUGGCAGCCGCCAUGGCUGCGCCAAGGGUGUAUGAGCCGCCGUUGCCGCCGCCCACGCGCAAGGAGGCCAUCCUCCGCCGCCCCGAACUCUCCCUUCACACGCCUGAGCCCCCCUUCCGAUAGUCGCACACAACUCUCUGCCCCCACCCCGCCCUCUUUGCCCGAACCCUCUUCCUGCUCCCCAAACUUGACCACCUUACAGCAGCUGUAUGUGUGUGUGUGAGUGUGUGUGUGUGUGUGAGUCUGUGGGUGGGCUUUGAGACUGGGGGCUCCUGGGUUUAUUAACCUGCUUUACGAGGGACUAACCUUGGUCCUGUUUGCAUACACACAGUGCAGCCAUGAAAGGGAGGCUCUCUCAGUGGUACGGGCAUUCUCUGUGCGUCUCCUUUUUACUUUUUGUCGUGCCAGUCUCACACAUGUGCCAGUAUUAGACUGACCCUGUCGGUCGUUUCAUAUGCCUUUAUUUCCGCAACCCAGUUAUGAUUUUUCUACGGCCAAAUCUACGAUAAAAGACAUUUUUAUCAGCCAUCCUCCUUAGGCCUAGAUCAGUCAGGGCAGCUAAUUUGAAACCUUUUUUGCCUUAUGUUGGAGAGUUUAUACAUUGUAAAGUAGAUGGGGAGUCAGUGAAACACAUAUUGUGUCCUGGUUGCAUUGCAUUGUGUCCAAUAGAACCAAGGUUGACGUGUUAUGGGGGGGAAGGGGUGUUUGUCUUGAAUGUGGUGUGAAAGAGAGAUUAGUGCGGGCUCUUGACCUUGCAGCGCACAAACGCAGCAGCUUAGACUGCGCCUUGCAGUAAAAACAAAGUAAAGCACACAUGAUACGUACUGUAAUGUAUGUUUGGAUCUCUCCUCGACCCCUUUUUCCCCACCUGUGCUCUAACUACCACACUGGAAGACACUGCCUCACCUCUCUCUCUAACUACAGCUGCCUACCUCUCACAAUUUCAGCGCAGAGUCUAUUAUAUUCCACGCGUUUCACCCAGUCAGCAUUUUCACUUCCUGCUCCUCGUAAAAGGCACAGGGUCAGCAGAUAAGGGAGGGUGGGACUUUUGUAGAUAUUCAGUUUUAAGUCCUCCUAUGUAUCAAGAGGCCUUUUUAAAAAAAUCAUAGUGUAUGUUUUGUUUGUUAUUUGAGUAGUUUUACAUGUUUGAAAUGGGGUGUAGUGAAUUGUAAAUGGAGAAAGAAACACCUGACUGACUGAGCUGUUUACAAAGGAUCUCUUCUGAUAGGGAUCUUGAUAUGUGACAAGCUCACUUAUGUGCCUAUAAGCUUCGAGUGCAUUAAAUGGAGGGAUCUCCCAUUUUUUAAAAGUGCUUUUUAAUCAUUUCAUGGAGGGGGGGGGGGGGUAAAGGGAGCUCACAGGGCUAUACGCUUUUGGUCUCCUGUACAUGAUUUCUUUCAUAUCAUGAGGGUUUUUAAAAAGCCACAAUCUGAGCCUCACGGGUUCAUUAUCAGCCGCUGGUUUUAAGCAGGAACAACAGUGAUAGCACCAAUGAAGUGAGAGAUCGGGGGGACGUGUCUUCCAGUUGCCCCUACUGUCCUACUUUUUUUCCAAAAAAAACCAGACCUGCUGCAGAUCGUCGCUGCAAAAAAAUUGUAGUGCCUGUUUCAAACCGGUUUUUGGAUCUGGUAGGUGGGGUUUGCCGCCUCCGGGUCACAACAGCUCGAGUCUCAAUCUCGUCCCGAGGGGGCGAACCCCACCCAUUUUGGGUCUGCAGUCACUUAAAACAAUCACUUUUUUGCGACUACUAUUUGCCUGCGGUCUGAUGCACACACAGACAUCCCCUCUGAAUCACCUUACUGCCUCGCUGUCCCCCCCUUCCCCUCUACCCCUGUGGUUUUUAGUGGUUAAGUGACUUUUUUGCAUCUCACAGUGUAAUAUUUCUGUGUUGUAUAUACAAACACAUACCAGUUGCAUCCUUUGUAGAAUUAUGUGGUUUGCGAAAUGUCUUGUUUGCCAUGUUUGAGACCGUAUUUUUUUUUUAGAGAAGUAUUUUAAUUUUGCCUUUUUUUUUUUAGGAAAAGACGACAAAAAGAUUAAAAAUCGGCAUGCUUUUUAUUGAGAAUAUGUAUACUAUAAUCAUUAUUAUAAUAAAGAAUGUUUGGCUGACUACUGUGGUAAAACAAAGCAAGGGUUUGGACAUUUCCCCUUCUUGUUUAUGUUGUUUUUCUCCACUAUCUGUUUUUUCUUGUGUAAAAUGACCACCAGACCCAUUUGACUGGGGGACCCGGGGGGACUCAGGUGUAGAUGCUGGCCCAGCUUUGCUUUCUUUGGUCAGGGUAAGUGCGGGUUGGUGCUCCUUUCUCUCUCCAGCCUCUCAAAAUGGGUGCAAACUAACAUUUCAAAUGAAAAGGAGUUUUCUUGACCGAAUUGAAUCAGGCUUUUGAAUUGAUUUUUCAUCAAUGCUGCACGCUGUUGAGCGCUGGGGAGAGGCACACAGAUAGAAUGGCCUGGGUGCAUUUUGAUCUGUGGAGCAGUUUCUGGGGUUGGUGGGUGUUUGCGUCUGGUCUGGUGUCUUCCUUGCUGCACCAAAUUCUCCCCCCCCUCCGUGUGUCUCUUGUGUCCACUCUUACUCACAGACCUGCAUGUGUGAUAAUCUGUAACUCUGCCGCAACCUCAACAACAAAAAAAAAAGAAAUUAAAAGGGCCGCGACAGUCCAGCUCUGAACUAACUAUCUCAACUGAAUUAGGUCACCGGCCCCCCGUGGAGCGGCCAGCGUGCAAACCUGUGUGAGCGUGGCGGCGUGAGCCAUGGGGACGACUUUUAGCGCGACGCCACCGCAGUGGGGACAUGUUCGCUCUCUCCUCACCACCAAGGUAAAUGACCAAGAAAAAAAAAAACGAAACCAAAAUUCAAAAGCACUGACCUCUCUCCCCCCCCCCCCACCUGCCGCCCCCUCCUUUGACUGUGCCUUGACCAAACACUUCCUCACCCUCCUCUCCUCCGCCAUCACCCCUUCCUCCCCGAUCCAUAACUCCUCCUCUGCUGCAAUGGCAGGGUCAUCGGUGGGGGGGUGAGGCUAGGACCCCCUUUCAAAAGUCCUGCCUAGCAUCAUGGCCCGCUAGUGAAUAAAGGGAAGUGUGAAAGUGUGUGUGUGUGUUCAGAAAUCAGAAUUCCUGUAUUCCUCUUAGAUUAAGGGUGUGUACAGGUGAGAGAAGUACUCAGAUCUUGUACUUGAGUAAAAGUACUCAGAUCUUGUACUAAAGUAAAAGUAGAAGUACCAGAGUGUAGGAAUACUCUGUUACCGUUAAAGUCCUGCAUUGAAAAUACGAGUAAAAGUAAAAACAGUAUUCUCAUCAAAAUGUACUUAAAGUAGCGACAGUAAAAGUAGUCAUUGUGCAGAUUGGUCCAUUUCAGAAUAAUAUCUCUGAUAUGUUUUAAUUAUUAUAUUAUAUAUAUAUAUUAUAUGAAUUGUAGUGGGGUAGAAGUACAAGUCCCUCAAAAUGUAUCUGAAGUAUUUGAGUAAAUUAAAGUUAUUACCACAGUGAGAAUGGAUGUGUGUGUGGUUGGGUUUUAUUGAUUGGUGAGGCUUGGAACAUGCGGACGACCCUUACCCCUCCCCUGCCCGCUAGUCGAUCCUCUCCACCGCCGUAUUCGUCGCCCUCACCCCUUCCCUUCCCUUCCUCCUUCCCUCUCCUCACCCCUUCUUCCUGUCCACUGUGCGCCUCUCCUCUCCGCCGUUCACACACACACAGCGCUUUUUUUUUCCCGCCGCCACCGCCGUCGCCACCUUGGAUCUGGGUCCGUGGCUCGGACUCCCAACUUCCCAGAACCACCCACCUCAGACCCAACCCCCCUUACCCCCACCUUCCAGUGUUAUCAUAAUGGCCUGGGCGUGCCAAUGGACAGUGUAUGUGUGGUGCCUCCCCCCCCCGCCGGACUCACUUAUAUGACACACAGAGAGACUUCACUGUUGGACGAGUCGCUUUGCUUGAAAUGCUGGGUUUGCUUCUCACAGCUGUGGAAGGGAUCUUUAACUCCCAGUAGCUCCAACUCACCUAACAUGAUAAACCCUCAAUUUCUCCCUCCUUUGAGGUCCCUCACAGCCUGUGUGCCAAGUCAGAAACAUCCUAUAAGGUAGGCCUAGGUAUGAGGCCGGUCUGACCUGUAGAUACUCUAUCUCAGGGUUCCUAUAGGACUUUUCUGGUACGGCCGCUCUGUUCCUCUAACACUGGGAUCAGCUGGAUAUGUGCUCUGUAUGUGGUUUUACCUUUUGAGAUUGUCCCUGAACCUAACACUCACCACCCCUCAAUCAUUCAGUAUGUCAAAUGGCCUUUGCUCUGACAGCUGCAAGAUGGAGUCAAGAGGGCGUUGACUUGCCUAACAUACAAAAGAGAGGGAAGAAGGAGGAGGAGAGGGAUGAAUAGAUGAGUUGAUUAAGAGGUGAGUCGGUAGUGGAGGGAUGUCAACAGAGGCUUCUUAACCUCACUUUCCUGAUAGUGGAGGACCCUAUAGUUGAUCGCCAUAAUAGAUAUACUGGCAAGAAUCCUUUUCCAGAAAGGUGUGCCGGUAGGAGAACUUUGACUUCACGGUUUCCCCUUUUGUUAUUAGAUACUAGUCAGGAAAAACUAACCCGGUCUCACUCCCAACUCAUCCAAUAAUACUUAAAUCAUGCUGUAAAUCAACAUAGAAGAGCGGGAAAAAAGUCUGCUUGGAGUCAAUGGGAGGGGAGGAAGAAGGCUGUCCACUUCAAGUCAAGAGGUUAAUCGUUUUGGUCGUGGUUUAUGAAGUUUUACGUAGUUAAUUUGUCCAGAUAUGUCAAUUAAAUCAACCAUAUUGUAGCAUAAGCAACAUAACUAACCUUUUUUUAAAGUACAAACAUACAUUUUUAGUCCAAACUACAAUCUUUCCAUUAGUAAGAUUAGUAAAUCUAAAAAGUAAAACGCAUGUCACAAGCAGAAAUCGACACGUCCUACACUAGAGGAGCAUCGAGUCAUAUUGGAUGAGUUGGAAGUGAGAUAUAAAAUGAUAGACAGUUAAAAAGCUGUCUCCCACCCAGGCCUCCAUCAUCAGGGCUUGUGGUGCUCCAGUGUUCUUCCUCCGCCUCAUCCUCCCCCCCUCCCAGGUCCUCACUAAAAGGCUUCUCCGGGUGCUUGCGAGUCUGGGCUUCCCGUGCUUGGGUGAAUGCAGCCUCGCAUCUCUUUAAACCCCCACCCCCUGCUCUGAAUUCACAGUCACACAGUACUGACAGCCAACAGCUCGCUGUAGCAUCCUCCUCCCCUACUUCCACUUCCUAACCCACUCCCCCCAAACCCCUCGCCUCCUGUCUGUGGUUUGGGCAGCUGAAGAACUAUAGUGUGUGCACAUCUCUGUACUGUGUUGUUCUGACGGGAUCCCGCAGGUUCCCUCCGUUGUCCUGCAGCAGGUAUCAGCUGUGCGUCUGGAACACACUGAGCACAACCUGUAGACCAUAAUGCCUUUUUUUUGAGUUUACAACAUGAGAUUUAGCCGAUCGAUAUUUUAGCUUUCCUAGCACAUAUGUGAAUAACAGGUAUCAGACUUUGCUCAUGUUAUCUUUGAAAAGCAGGAGUCAUACCCAUCCAUUACCUCAUCCAAAGGGAAUUGACAGAAUUGAAUCCCUGCAUUUAUUACAAAACUCACUACAUUUCUGCUUACACUUGGUAUUAUGAACUCUUAAUGCUGCAGCGUGUGACUGUACAUGUUAUUUUGUCUGUGUAAGAGGCUGUCUUUUUCCAUGGUCCGUGUCAUUAUCAAAAUUUGCUUUUAGUAGCAUUACGUUUACAACACAUCCCAUUCCCUCAACCCAGUAGUAGCACAGGUAACUACAAAAGGCCCAUGUAGCUAAGCUCCUUCAAGUAGGUUAAUGGACCAAGCCUGGUGUAGUCACAUCUGAAAGCCUGAUUAAUUAUAUCAUCCUAGUUUCCAAAGACACAUCGAGAGGUGACAGUAUAAUGCGUUACCUCCAGACGAUAGCAAUCUGUAUAUGAGCCCAUUUCAAGGAAAUCUUGUACCAGCACAAUGUUGAAUGGGAUGGGAGGGUUUGAUGAAUGUUAGCUGCGUCAACAUGUUUACUGUGAAUGACAAAUCCUGAUAUAAACGCAAAUUAUAUUGUAAGGUUGUGUAUGCAUAUAUAUGCCUUUUGAUCUGUAUUUCUUAAAAUGUUUGGAGCAUUUUUCAGUCUGCAUGCAUUAAUAAAACUUUUUUUUCUCAUACAAA